Thrips palmi is the source of this 3268-nucleotide messenger RNA. Its product is annotated as 1-phosphatidylinositol 4,5-bisphosphate phosphodiesterase delta-4-like. Gene Ontology annotation, biological process: phosphatidylinositol-mediated signaling; lipid metabolic process. The transcript has 15 exons. The record is from RefSeq and is a predicted model, not a curated record. NCBI's taxonomy places the organism in Eukaryota, Metazoa, Arthropoda, Insecta, Thysanoptera, Thripidae. The coding region runs from base 148 to 2706 and encodes 852 amino acids. Gene Ontology annotation, molecular function: phosphatidylinositol-4,5-bisphosphate phospholipase C activity; calcium ion binding.
GAGCGCCCUGAGAGCUGCGCCGCGCCAGGCCCCCGCCGCACCGCGCGGCCUCCUGCUUCGGAGUGCCGGACUUCGCGUCGCCUCGCCGCCGUCAAGUGCUUGAUUGUCAAGUCCGCCGCGUAGUGCCGCGUGGCCGCCGCCAGCAGCAUGGCGUCCUCCGCGGAGGAGGAGGAGAUCGUGAAGAAGCAGGCCGCCGCCGUCGUCGAGGACAGCCCCGAGUUCCGCGAGGCGGUGGCGAGGAGCCAGGACGUGGAGGAUGACCUGGCCGUGGUGCAGGUCGGCUCGAAGCUCUGGAAGGUGCGCUCCUUCUCCAAGUGGUACCACCGAAAGUACUACCUGGACCGCGACAACGGCGUCCUCAAGUACGAGCCGAGCCACAAGCACCACUGUGUCUCCGAGCCUCGAUACAUCCCAGUGAGCCAGAUCGUGGACGUGCGGCGUGGGUGGAAGACGGACACUUUCAACAAGUUCGGGACCAAGGUGGUGGGCGAGCAGCGCAAGAUGAAGAACAGCCUCAAGCUGAGGCACCGCGACAACGACGCCGGGGUGAAGCCUCUCGUGGACGAGGCCUGCUGCUUCUCCGUCGUCUACGGCGACAACCGCAGCAGCCUGGACCUCGUGGCCAACAGCCCGCAAGUGGCCGCGGUGUGGGUGCGCGCGCUGCGACACGUGGUGACCGUCAUGCGAGGCCUCAACCAGGACAACCGGUUCAUCAUGUGGCUGCAAGCCAAGUUCCAGGACGCAGACGUAGACAAAAGCGGCACCCUGCACUUUGACGAAGUCCUUCGCCUUCUGAUGCAGCUCAACGUGAAAAUGUCCAAGAAAAAGGCGCUCCAGAUAUUCAACCUUGCAGACACCAACAAGCCCGAGAAUCCGGCGCAGGAGGAGCCCUCACUGGACGCCAAGGAGUUCGUGCAGUUCUACACGCUGCUCAUGAGCAGGCCGGAGCUGGAGGCCCUGUACCACAAGUACGCGCGCAGCGCCCACGAGAUGACCACCGCGGAGCUGCAGAAGUUCUUGAAAAAGGAGCAGAGCAUGCCGGACGUGACGCUGGACGAGUGCAAGAGCCUCAUCGACGCCUUCGAGCAGUCCGACGAGCUGAGGAGCAGCGGCCGCAUCUCCACCAUCGGAUUCACGCACAUGAUGAGCUCCGAGAACUUCCAAGUCACCAAGCCAGCGCACAAGACCGUGUACCAGGACAUGACCCAGCCGCUGAGCAGCUACUACAUCGCCACUAGUCACAACACGUACUUGCUGGGGCGGCAGGUGGUGGCGGAGAGCACCAUCGAGGGCUACGUGGAGGCGCUGCGGUGCGGCUGCAGGUGUCUGGAGCUGGACUGCUGGGACGGCCCGGACGGCGAGCCCGUCGUGACCCACGGCUACGCGCUCACGACCAAGCUCAUCUUCCGCGAGGUGCUGAAGGACGCCAUCCUUCCGCACGCCUUCACCUUCUCCGAGUACCCCGUCAUCCUGUCCCUGGAGAAUCACUGCACUCCCGAGCAGCAGAAGCGCCUCGCCUUCCACAUGACCGACGUCUUCGGCGACCUGCUGUACCUGGACCCGGUGUCGCCGGACAUGGAGACGCUGCCGUCGCCGGAGCAGCUCAAGCGGCGCAUCAUCAUCAAGGGGCGCAAGGCCGCGCCGGUGCAGGCGGCGGAGAGCGAGUCGGACGAGGACGACGAGAUGGACUCGCUGUCGCCGCACCACGCCCACGGCCUCAACGGCCGCAAGAAGGCCUCGGACUCCAGCAGCGAGAGCGACGUGUCGCGGCCGUCCUCGCCGAACCUGUCCGUCGCCGCCAACCACAAGACGGUGCACAAGACGAGCUCCAACGGCAGGAGGAGGUCGCACCAGCCGCCGCAGCUGGAGAAGGUGACCGACCAGAACCUCUCGGACCUGGUGAACGUGUGCCAGGGCGUGCACUUCCACGGCUUCAAGGAGGAGGGCAAGUGCUACGAGAUGGUGUCGCUGUCUGAGAGCAAGGCAACCAAGCUCAUCGACAAGUGCGGCGAGGAGUUGGUGGACUUCAACUCCAGGCGGCUCAGCAAGAUCUACCCCGCCGGCACGCGGACGGGAUCCACCAACUUCCAGCCCUGGCCGUACUGGAACGCCGGCUGCCAGAUAGUCGCCCUCAACUACCAGGGCCUCGACAAGCCCAUGUUCAUCAACGAGGCCAAGUUCAGAGACAACGGCGCUUGCGGCUACGUCCUCAAGCCGGACUUCCUAAGACUGCCCGACUUCAAAGACUUCGCCUUCAACCCGACGGCGGCCAACAUCGGCCAGAUACCGAGGCUCAAGGAUAGGAGAAGACUGCUUAGAAUCCAAGUCAUCAGUGGCCAGCAUUUGCCCAAGCCUGAGGGCGAGGGCCUGAGCGACAUCCUGGACCCGUACGUCAAAGUCAUGAUCAUCGGCCACCCCAUGGACAUGAGGAAAAAGCAGACGCCCGUCAUCCACGACAACGGCCUCAACCCCCGGUGGAACAGCACAUUCCAGUUCGUAGUGAACGUCCCCGAGCUCGCCUUCAUCUACUUCAUCGUCAAGGACGAGACUCCGCGUCGCCACGACCCCAUCGUCGGCGCCUUCGCCCUGCCGCUCACCUCCCUGGCGCCCGGCUACCGCCACGUGCCGCUGAUGGACAUGAGGAGGCGGAUUCUGGAUCCCGCCUCGCUCUUCAUCCACACCGAGAUUACCGAGCUGGUGUCCUGAGGGGGGUCGGCGGCUGGAGCGGCUGGACGAUCGGCGUCCCUCACGCGACCUCUGCAGCUCCGCCCUCCAGCCGCCACCGCCGCGGCGCCGACGUCGCCGACGUCGCCGUCCCCGGGACCGGGACGCGUCCGCUGAGGACGGCCGUCGCCGUGCUCCGUGCGCGCCAAGCCCACCGCACAGAUCGGUGGAGGCAGACGCAUGUUGAGCUCUAGAGUCGCCGAACAGGACUCGAACCGAACGUGUGACCGCACCAAUGGAUUCCUCGUUCGGAGAGCAAUCUAUUGGUGGGGUCACACGUUCGGUUGGAGUCCCAUUUAGCGACUUUGGUGUUCUAAACCCGUCCGAGGUUUUGACCGCCUCCACCGGUCUUCUGGCCCACUGUGCGUCCCACCGUCCCGCCGCAGACUGUGAUUCACCGCCCAGCUUCCCUGCUCCUUCAUUCACUUCCACGCGCGGAAGCCUUGUACGGGCCACAUGCUUCACGUGACUGUUAGUUGUUAUUGUUUUGUUACCGUUGAUUUUUAUCAUUAUGGAUAGUAAUAAAAAGACUUUUAAUUUUUCA